AUGGCUGGUGUCUUCGAGUGUGACUACUGCGACGGGCGCCCGCGGAUCCAGGCUGCGCACCGGCGGGCGCAUUUGGCGUCGGCCGCGCACCGGACCAGCCGGGCGCGCUUCUUCGAGCGUCAAGUCGGCGUGGGCGCCGGGCGCCUGCGGGCCGCACACUGGCGGACCGCCGUGUCCGAUGCCUACCCAGCUGGCGGCUGGGUGCCAGCCGGCCGGGCGGAUCUGCCGCCGGCGCCCGUGCCGAGGGAGCCCUCGACUGGCCGGCGGCAGGCCCAGCGCCGAGCCCGGCGUGCGCGGCGCGGCCCGGCCCCGGCCCCGGCCCGGCCCGACGAGGCCCACAUGCCAGGUGGCCGGGGUGCGGGAGGGGCGGCCGCUGGCGGCGGUGCGCCCGCCCCCGAGCACGCGAUCACCCGUCGGCAGACGGUCGCGCACCUGGCGAUGGCCGUGCGCGAGGGCCUGCUCGUGGCCCCGGGGCUGGGGCUGCAUGGCAGGGGGGAUGUUGGGCCGCCGGUGGCGGUGGCCGCCGCGAGGAUGGCCAGCCCGGGGGCGGCCCCCGGCCGCGGGUCCGCCACCACCGGGCCCGGAGAGGCGCGGUCCGAUGCCACCGGGCCCGAUGGCAGCACUGCCCGAAGCCAGGCCAUUCCGGUGGCCGAUGCCCCGGCUGUGCUCGCCGCCGGGCUGCUCUCGGUCCCGGGGGCCGGCGCGCGGGGGGGACGCCAGCGCGCCAGCUGGCCCCCGGGCGGCCCGGGGCGAGCAGACCCGCCGCCCGCCCGCCCGCCCGCCCGCCCGCCCCCGGGAUAG
Messenger RNA from Fonticula alba, 801 nucleotides. RefSeq lists its product as hypothetical. NCBI's taxonomy places the organism in Eukaryota, Rotosphaerida, Fonticulaceae. The transcript has a single exon. The record is from RefSeq and is a predicted model, not a curated record. The coding region runs from base 1 to 801 and encodes 266 amino acids.